Molecule: messenger RNA, 1011 nt
Organism: Danio aesculapii
Lineage: Eukaryota; Metazoa; Chordata; Actinopteri; Cypriniformes; Danionidae
Gene: sparcl2
Product: SPARC-like 2
Exons: 9
Coding region: 127-906 (259 amino acids)
Biological process (GO): anatomical structure development
Molecular function (GO): collagen binding; calcium ion binding; extracellular matrix binding
Source: RefSeq, a predicted model, not a curated record
UUAAGGAGGGGCAGAGGAAAAAGAAAAGGUAUGUGGCUGCCUCAUAUAGUGUGAGAGGGAGUACGGAAGCAGGAGAGAUCAUAAGAGAAUAGAGACUCUGAUCCAUCAACGUCCGUUCUGUGAGCCAUGCAGCUGCUCGGUCAACUGUUCUGCUUGACUGUGAUGCUUCACCUUGGUGUCGUCAUGGGUGGAAGAGCCCAGCGUAAACAGCGGCAGGCUGAAGAGAAGUUAAGGCCAUAUUUGGGCAGAGUAGACCCAGAAUCCCUAUGCCAGUUGUUGAAAUGUCACAGUCCUAUCGGUUCCUGGUGCCAAGUAGUGAAGGAGGAGGGAGUUCUCACCCCUAAAUGUGUGUGUCCAAGUACCUGCCCACGGCAGAGGGCACCAGUGUGCAGCGUUUUGGGAAGGACGUACAGCAACGAGUGUCUUCUCCACAAAGAGGCCUGCCGCAAAAAACGACGCAUUGGCAAGGCACAUAAUGGAGCUUGUCUCGUAAGUGAGACUGGAUGCUCUAAGGAAGAGUUCGGGCAGUUCCCAUACCGUCUGCUGGACUGGUUCUUACUCCUCAGCCGAAUGGGAGAGAGAUACACACCAGCAGCACCUUCACAAAGCUGCCUCUCUCACACACAGCGAAUGCAGCUCGCACAGAGGAGGUUUGUUCUGCUGGAUCGUAACAGGGAUGGGAAGUUAAGCAGGAGGGAUCUGAGAAAGCUACACUAUAAGCGGAUGCCGCUGGAGCACUGCGCUCAAAGAUUUUUCCAGUCAUGUGACAAGAACCAGAAUAAGAAGGUGACCCUGAGGGAGUGGACAUCCUGUCUGGUGAAGCGGUCUGAGCGCUGGUUUCAGGAUUUCAUGUCCAUGAAGAUGGGCUCUCCAAAGCUGUGUCCGGUUCAAGACAACAAUCUUUGAAUUGAUGUGUUUUUAUAUGUAUAUAUGGGUGGAACUGUAUUUUGAAGAUAUGAUGGAACAUAAUCUUGAUCUAGUCCACUGCCGAUUAUGAAAAUCAGAUUUUUU